UCUUAUACCAAAUCACAAACUGAACCUUCCCCAAAAAAACACACACACACACACACAAAUUCAAGAACUUUUCACACACAAACACACACUAAUGGGAAAAGAGUUCUCCUCCGUUCCUAUGUACACCGAAUCCGCCGAGGUCACCAAGAGCUUCGACGACGACGGCCAUAUUAAGCGCACGGGCACAUUGCUAACGGCCAGCUCGCACAUCAUAACGGCCGUCAUCGGGUCCGGGGUGCUCUCGCUCGCGUGGGCGAUCGCGCAGCUAGGAUGGCUCGUGGGCCCCGCCGUGCUCAUGGCCUUCUCCUUUAUCACCUACUAUACUUCGACCCUCCUGGCCGACUCCUAUCGCUGCCCGGGGCCCGUCCAAGGGACCCGCAACUAUACCUACAUGGACGCCGUGCGCGCCCAUUUAGGUGGUGUAAAAGUUCAGCUGUGUGGACUGGCGCAAUACGGCAAUCUUAUUGGAAUCACUAUUGGUUACACAAUAACUGCCUCUAUUAGUAUGGAGGCCAUAAAGAAGUCAAACUGUUAUCACAAACACGGACAUGACGCGCACUGCUCUGAACCGACCUACCCGUUCAUGAUAAUAUUUGCGGCAAUUGAGAUAGUUUUGUGCAUAAUACCGGAUUUUCACGAGCUAUCGUGGCUCUCUAUUGUGGCCGCCGUUAUGUCCUUUGCGUACUCUUCCAUCGGCCUCGGCCUCUCUAUAGCCAAAGUUGUAGGUGGUGGAGACAAGGUGAGGACGACGCUGACAGGGACGACGGUCGGGGUGGACCUAUCGGGAUCAGAUAAGGUGUGGAGAACAUUUCAAUCCAUUGGAAAUAUAGCCUUUGCUUAUGCCUACUCCACCGUGCUCAUCGAAAUCCAGGACACACUGAAGUCAAAGCCAUCAGAGAACAAAGUAAUGAAGAAGGCUUCAUUUAUAGGAGUGACAACCACAACAUUAUUCUACAUGCUAUGUGGCUGUGUGGGUUAUGCUGCUUUUGGCAAUAAUGCUCCUGGGAAUUUCCUCACUGGAUUUGGAUUUUAUGAACCAUUUUGGCUAAUUGAUUUUGCCAAUAUUUGCAUUGCAGUUCACCUCAUUGGUGCAUACCAGGUGUUCGCGCAGCCGAUAUUUGCCUUCGUGGAGAAGUCGUGCCAGAAGAGAUGGCCCGAGAGCAAGUUCAUAAACGCCGAGUACAUGCCGUUCAUGGGGUCCCACGGCUUCAACAUGUUCCGGCUGGUGUGGCGGACGAGCUACGUGGUGGUGACGGCCGUGCUGGCGAUGAUCUUCCCGUUCUUCAACGACAUUUUAGGCCUCAUCGGGGCCGCCUCGUUCUACCCACUCACGGUGUACUUCCCCAUCGAGAUGCACAUUUCGCAGCAAAAAAUCCCAAAAUACUCGUUCAAUUGGAUGUGGCUCAAGAUCCUCAGCUGGAGCUGCCUCGUCGUGUCGCUAGUGGCGGCCGCGGGCUCGAUCCAAGGGCUAGCCGUGGAUGUGAAGACCUACAAGCCGUUCAAAGCCUAAUUGAGGGAAAAAAGGGUAUGAAAAAAUGUGGGAUGAAAUAAGAGUGUAUGUGUAGUGUUAGGGUUUCGGUUUGGGGUAAUUAUUGUUGCUUUUAUUAGGAAGAAUCAUGAAAUAUAAUUUAAGUGUUGAUUGAUUAAAUGUUCAUUAAGAGUGAGUCUUUUCUUUUAUGUAAUGUUGUAAUUGUUCCUAAUGGGCUUUUAAUUAACCAAUUAUGGUUUGGCAAAAGUAUUAGAAUUCCAUCGGUAAA
This is a messenger RNA of Salvia splendens (bonfire salvia), 1757 nucleotides long. RefSeq names its product amino acid permease 6. The transcript has 6 exons. Bases 92 to 1510 code for a protein of 472 amino acids. The record is from RefSeq and is a predicted model, not a curated record. Lineage: Eukaryota; Viridiplantae; Streptophyta; Magnoliopsida; Lamiales; Lamiaceae.